Lampris incognitus (smalleye Pacific opah) is the source of this 4107-nucleotide messenger RNA. It is a transcript of the gene pkp1a, whose product is annotated as plakophilin-1. Lineage: Eukaryota; Metazoa; Chordata; Actinopteri; Lampriformes; Lampridae. Gene Ontology annotation, biological process: cell-cell adhesion; intermediate filament bundle assembly; cell-cell junction assembly. Bases 108 to 2267 code for a protein of 719 amino acids. The transcript is spliced from 15 exons. Gene Ontology annotation, molecular function: cadherin binding. The record is from RefSeq and is a predicted model, not a curated record. Gene Ontology annotation, cellular component: plasma membrane; cytoplasm; adherens junction.
UCCUCCGUUUGGCGCCGAAGGGAGAAGUCGGACUCCACCGCUCUCCCGGAGAACUACCAGAAGUCCUUGUCCGACCCGGACGCAUCCGUUCCAGCCGUCCGCAGACCAUGGCGGCACUGCACUCCGCCUCCGCGUGGAGCUCGCCCACGGCGGAGGACACGUCGCUCGCGCUGCCGUCCGACAAGCAGCUGCGCUCCGGGCAGCAGCGCGUGCUGGAGCAGGUGCACACCAUUAAGAGGAGCAAGUCCAAACAGGCACGGAGCGGCUCCCACUCCUCGACCAGUCCAAGUCCCUCAGGUCCAAGUCCCAAGGGUUUGACCGUGUUUUCAGAGUACAGCUCCUUCAAGUUUCCUCCAGCCAAAGCGAAUGGCAACUACAGCUGCGGCACCUCCAACAAGACAGCCUUCAACGGAGCAGUUAACGUACACAAAAGCCGUUCUCUGUCCAGUAAAACUAUGGGACGGAAACUUGUGAGCACCUCCAGUCAAUGGGACCAGCGCUUCAACACCUCCACCUGGCCCCAGCCGCCCAAUGGGCUGAAGCCCAGUCGCAGCGACCCCGCCCUGGCUCGCUCCUUCACCCUUCCUCCUGCUCCAGCAAUGACAGCCAAAGGGCAGAUGUCACUCAGUCGUACUAACAAGAGCAACAGGUACUCCAUGACCAACAGCAGCACUCAGCUGGUCAGCAGCCAGACACCCUUCAUCCAUCCUCCGUCCACCAUGUCGCAGAACAAGAACACCGUAAUCGUCACCAAAGUCACCAAGACAGAACAGCCGCAGCCAGCUAUGAAUAACGCGUUGAACAUGUCAGACCUCACGCUGAAGGAGGCCGUGGGCUUCCUUUCUCACCCCGACGAGAAUUACCAGGUCUGUGGAGCCUGCUUCAUCCAGCACGACACCCACAAGGAGGAUCAGCCCAAGAAGGAGGUCCGGAGCCUCGGGGGUAUCCCUGUUCUGGUGAUGCUGCUGCGGAGCCCCAACUCCACCGUUAGCCAGAGCGCCUCAGGGGCCCUCAGGAACGUGGUGUUCAAGAACCAGGCCAACAAGCUGGAGGUGCAGCAUUGCAGCGGCAUCGGCAAGGCCCUGCAGCUGCUGAAGGAGACCGACUCCACCGAGACCCAGAAACAUCUCACCGGUUUGCUGUGGAACUUGUCUUCAGCUGAUGAGCUGAAGGGAGAGAUGAUAGCGACGGCCCUUCCGGUUCUGACGGAAAGCGUGGUGAUGCCAUUCACCUGCUGGUCAGACAACAGCGCCAUCAACAACAUCCACCCUGAUGUAUUCUACAGCACCACCGGGUGCCUGCGAAACCUGAGCUGUGCUGGGCAGAAUGAGAGGCAGGCCAUGAGAGAGUGUCGAGGCCUCAUCGACUCACUCAUGAUCUAUGUUCAAUCCUGCGUGGCGGAGGAUAAUCCAGAUGACAAGUCUGUGGAGAACUGUGUGUGCAUCCUUCAUAAUCUGACCUACCAGCUGGAGACUGAGUCUCCCGAGUGCUUCGCCAAGUUCAACCCACCGACAGACAGUGCUUCUGUGGACAAGAAAAACUCCACCAUUGGCUGCUUCAGCCCCAAGAGCAGCAAAGUCCAAAAGGAGAAUGUGUUUGACGUGACUAAAGAUGCGCCUGAGGACAGCACCUCUACUGGUGUGAAGUGGCUGUGUCACCCCAAGACCAUGCAGACCUACCUGAACCUGUUGGGAACAGCCCAGAAAGACGCCACGCUGGAGGCCUGCUGCGGCGCCCUGCAGAACCUGACUGCCAGCAAGGGAAUGGGAUCCAGUGCGAUGAGUCAGAUCAUGGUUCAGAAGCUGGGCGCUCUGCAGUACAUCUCCCCUCUGCUUAAGUCUCCAAAUCGUUCCCUGCAGAAAACCGCCAUGUCGCUGGUGGGUAACCUGUCCCGGACCGGCAGCCUCCAGGCCCCCAUUGCGCGGCAGCUCCUGCCUGACCUCUGCAGCCUCCUCUCCUCCGGCACUCGCGAGAUGGGAAACUCUGAUGACACCAUGGCUUCUGCCUGCCACACCGUGCACAGCCUGAUUUCCGCCAAUGCCGAGCUCGGCAAGAAGGUCAUUAGCAGUGAAAUGUUGUCGCCACUCGCUGACCUGAGUGAGAACAGGUCUUUUCCUAAAGCCAGUAAAGCAGCGUCGGUUCUGCUGUACAGCCUGUGGAAUGACAAGAGUCUGCAAGGCCAUUUAAAAAAGCUCGGGUUUGGCAAAUCUCUAUUUGUCAACAAUGUCACCACAGCAGCACACAAGUCAGUGCAGGUGAUUGAAUGAGUCUGAGGGAGAAGUGGAAAGUCACAAUGGAGACAGAAACCUGCAUGUUUAGACAUCGCUGCGGACACACCCUCGCUUGGAGGAGCGUGCAAAAACAUUCUUUACCAGCGUGUCUUCUGAGUUCAGUCAUGGCCUGUUGAAAGUGUGUAUGGACUGCGACUUAAUCAAACAUUGUAAAUACGACAGAAAAAAAGAGAGAGCAUAUAAAGAUGUACCCAGAGGCUUGCCACAUGGUGUGUGUGUUUUUUUUUAAAAUAUAUAAUGUUGUGAUGUAUUUAAUUUGGAUAUAUAUGGUGUGUAUAUGCAUCUGUUUGUAAAGGAGGCGAGUGUAUGGGAAGUUGAUUGUGCUUGUGAUGAUGAUGAUGCUUUUGCCAGUGUUAAGACUAUUAUGAUCGGGUCAUUGUGUAUUAGCAGCUUUUUGAUAGCAGAUAGAGUGAGAUGUUGAGAUAACGCGGCGUAGCAGUGAAUAUGAACAUGAAAGACAUCACAGGUAAAAUCUACAGCAGCUGGAAGAUUGGUAGUGUAAUAUAGCUUAAGCUGAAAUGUGUCAGCCAUUUAAAUGGAGAAUGGAGGUUGGAAAUGACCUGGGGAAAGUCAGCGGGGUGAAAAAAUUGGGCCACUUCAUUCUAUGAGUAACUGAAAUGAAUAUUGACACUUAAAUAAGUGUACUUCUCUGCAAUUAAAAACAGAAAACAACGGAGUGUUUGUGAAGGUUCACAAAAGGACAACAAUGUAAAAAACAUCAUACCUCCAAAAAGUCCUGUUCAGAGAACCAAUCUGUUUACAUUCUGAUUUAAAACCAUGUGUUGUUGAAGGUAUUGAAUUUCUGACUGUAAAUGGUCAUAACGUAAUUGAAUAUAAUGUCAUGCAGCAUGCAAAGGAUUAUAUAACUUUUAUAUAUUAUACUGGAGUUUUGACAUUACACCAGAGAAAUUGUGUGUACCUUAUUAUGUUUACAUUAUGCAAGCAAUGGUCUUAUUUUACUUUUUACUGUAUGUUUCUGUGACAUGAUUCAGGCAUCUUGGGUGGAAAGACACAUAGAGCAAUACAGUCAACAGUUUCAAUCCAUCUCAACGGGCACUUGAAAGCCAAAUUAUUUCAAUUUUCCAUCAAUUGUCCACUUGAAAUAUAUAACAUAAUACAUACAGAGAAACAGCCAGGGGUUACUUUUGUCCAGGUGUAAUUCUACCUGUCCUCAUGCUAACGUGUCAGCCGCGCCUUUGCCAGAGUUUUUUUAUGACUGGAUUCGACCACGUGUUGUUCAGGUCCGUCAUGUUGCUCAGUACUGAGGUCUCGUUUGUGAUUCAAUCAGCAGAAACAGUUUCACUUUACCGGCUCUCACUGCCUUACGGCGUUUCAGUGAUCUGUCAAACUGAUGGAGGUGAUCUAAAGAUGAAUAUUGACAUUGACGGUUGGAAUGUAUGACAUAAUGUGCAUCAUCUGUACAUAUUCAAGGCCGAAUACGAUCCGGAAUAUGAGCGUGGACAGUACGAACAUCCACAGCAACAAAUAUUACAGCAGGCCUAGAUAGCAAAAUUGCUGUGGCCCGGACCCGUCCCACACCUGACUUUCAGCUUUCUUCCAUCCGGCCCACAUACCACGUGGAAUGAUGGCACUUGGGCGGUCCGCUCCUGUUUGCCAGAACCGAGCCAUAGCAAUGCCACAUGUGCCACAUAUUUGCCAAAGGUGGCCCAUAUUUGUUUUGUCAUAUUUGGGCCAUAUUCACCAUUUACCACGCAGGCCACUUCAGGGUCCCAUCCACAUUACAUGUUGCUGAGAGCACCGCGUCUUUGCCAAAAAAGGCCUACAUUCGAUUUGGCAUAUUUGGGCCAUAUCUGCU